Jatropha curcas is the source of this 1370-nucleotide messenger RNA. RefSeq names its product Pectin lyase-like superfamily protein. Gene Ontology annotation, molecular function: pectate lyase activity. The record is from RefSeq and is a predicted model, not a curated record. NCBI's taxonomy places the organism in Eukaryota, Viridiplantae, Streptophyta, Magnoliopsida, Malpighiales, Euphorbiaceae.
AUGUCAGCCUCAUUUCUAAUCUCUAUAGCCAUUAUCUCACUUGCUACUUCCAUAUCUUGUAAGCAUACACUGACCCAAAUAUCAGAAGCAACUGAGUGGAGCUCAACAAAAAGGAAGCUAGAUCAAGAGUCAUGCAGAAACGGUAACCCAAUCGACGAUUGUUGGAGAUGUGACUCAGAAUGGGAAAGUAACCGGAAAAUGCUGGCUGACUGCGCAAUUGGGUUUGGACGCAAUGCAAUAGGUGGAAGAGAUGGUGAGUUUUAUGUGGUCACAGAUUCUGAAAAUGAUGAUCCUAUAAAUCCAAUUCCUGGCACACUUCGCUAUGGUGUCAUCCAAGAAGAACCCCUAUGGAUCAUCUUUGAUAAAGACAUGGUCAUCGAGCUAAAUGAAGAACUUAUGAUGAACUCAUACAAGACAAUAGAUGGAAGAGGGUAUAACAUCCAGAUAGCAGGUGGACCAUGCAUAACUAUUCAAAAUGUGAGCAACAUUAUCAUACAUAACAUCUACAUACGGGACUGUGUACCAGGUGGAAAUACAGUGGUGAGGGACACACCAAACCAUGCCGGCUUUAGAGGCAUCUCAGAUGGUGACGGCAUAUCGAUAUUUGGAUCUAGGGAAGUGUGGAUUGAUCAUUGUACAUUAGCUAACUGCCGUGAUGGACUAAUCGAUGUUGUAUAUGGCUCAACAUCUAUAACAAUCUCAAACAACUACAUGUUCCAUCAUAAUGAAGCUAUGCUCAUGGGUCAUAGUGAUGAUUUCCUUGCUGACAAGAUUAUGCAAGUCACUAUUGCCUUCAACUAUUUCGGUGAAGGUCUGACUCAAAGAAUGCCUAGGUGCAGACAUGGAUAUUUUCACAUUGUAAAUAACAUAUACACUGGGUGGGAGAUGUAUGCAAUUGGUGGAAGUGCCAAUCCAACAAUCAAUAGCCAAGGGAAUGUCUUUAUUGCAUCAGAUAAUAAAGGAACAAAGGAGGUGACUAAGCGUGAAAUCUUACCAGAAGACGAGCAGUGGAAGAGUUGGAAUUGGAGAUCAGAUGGAGAUAUAAUGCUCAAUGGCGCUUUCUUUACACCUUCUGGUGAAAAAGGUCCUGAAAGCUACAUAAAAGCAUCAAGCAUGGUAGCAAGACCAGCCUCAAUUUUAUUAAGUAACUCCUCUCCUUCUGCUGGAGCUCUUUAUUGUCAGAGGGGCAAACAAUGUUAGACACAAGCCAGCUGAACAUCUGCUUUCAUUUUUUAAAUUUUCUUUUCUCUCUUUGUUAUUUGAAACAAGUUUUUAGCUGUUCUAAAAUCCCAUUGCUAUCAAUUUCAUGUCUCAAAGAGAGACAAUCAAGAUGUAACAAUAAAUGAGUAAUCACUAAGAAUUUACAUAGA